Molecule: messenger RNA, 886 nt
Organism: Stegastes partitus (bicolor damselfish)
Lineage: Eukaryota; Metazoa; Chordata; Actinopteri; Pomacentridae
Product: trypsin-3-like
Exons: 5
Coding region: 22-759 (245 amino acids)
Biological process (GO): proteolysis
Molecular function (GO): serine-type endopeptidase activity
Source: RefSeq, a predicted model, not a curated record
GAGGCUCACACCGGAACCACCAUGAAGGCUUUCAUUCUUUUGGCUCUGUUCGCAGUGGCAUAUGCCGCUCCCAUCGAGGACGACAAGAUCGUUGGAGGCUAUGAGUGCAGGAAGAACUCUGUGCCCUACCAGGCCUCUCUGAACGUUGGCUACCACUUCUGUGGAGGCUCCCUGAUCUCCAGCUCCUGGGUGGUGUCUGCUGCUCAUUGCUACCAGUCUCGCAUCCAGGUGCGUCUUGGUGAGCACAACAUUGCUGUCAAUGAGGGCACCGAGCAGUUCAUCGACUCUUCUAAGGUCAUCCGUCACUCCCGCUACAACAGCUACACCCUGGACAACGACAUCAUGCUGAUCAAGCUGAGCAAACCCGCCACCCUCAACAGCUACGUCCGCACCGUGUCCCUGCCCUCCAGCUGCGCCGGCGCCGGCACCAACUGUCUGAUCUCUGGAUGGGGCAACAUGAGCGCCUCUGGAAGCAACUACCCUGAUCGUCUGAUGUGCCUGAAUGCCCCCAUCCUGAGCGACAGCAGCUGUACUUCCUCCUACCCUGGACAGAUCACCUCCAACAUGUUCUGUGCUGGAUUCCUGGAGGGAGGCAAGGACUCCUGCCAGGGUGACUCUGGUGGCCCCGUGGUGUGCAACGGUCAGCUGCAGGGUGUGGUGUCCUGGGGUUACGGAUGCGCUCAGAGGAACCUGCCUGGAGUCUACGCCAAGGUCUGCAAGUACAACUCCUGGAUCAGCAGCACCAUGUCCUCCAACUAAAUGUGCAGUGUGUCCCCUGUAUUAAGUUCAUGAAAAUUGUCCAUUAAAGCAUCAAUGAUACAGAGCCCAGUACCACAGUACACACUGUGAAGUUGAGUGAAAUAAAAUUAUUUCAAACAAUAAGUCA